This is a messenger RNA of Durio zibethinus, 2180 nucleotides long. RefSeq names its product expansin-A10-like. The record is from RefSeq and is a predicted model, not a curated record. NCBI's taxonomy places the organism in Eukaryota, Viridiplantae, Streptophyta, Magnoliopsida, Malvales, Malvaceae. Gene Ontology annotation, biological process: plant-type cell wall organization. Gene Ontology annotation, cellular component: extracellular region.
AAAAAUAUACAAGAAAAACGAGUUGACCUAACAAUCUGCAUAUUGCACUAGAAAAUAUGAGGGUUUUAAGAUCAGAUGACCAUUGCUUUCAGGUCGGUAAGCUUUCCCUGUUAAACAGCCAACUGCUUUAACAGAAAUGGUAUAUGCUUAUAGAUGAACUCCUAAUGGUGUCUAUAAUAAUCCUGGAAAGAUAAACAGGAAACCCUGAUGGAAUUUUUAUCUUCUACAUUCAAAGCCUUUGAAGAUCAUAAAAAAUACAUUCACACGUCCUUGUUACUGAUUUCUCAUUUAGACGAUCGGAAUUUAAAUCCUUUGAAAGAUAAUAUGGUGUCCCUAUUUCACCACAACCGCAUUUUUACAAUGCGUGUGAAAGUGCAAGGGUUUAAAAUGACUGAGAUUGAAGUCUUAAGACAAAAUUAUUACAAUGUUCCCUUGACUAAUUUUGUUACUUUUUCUUUGGGGGGAUAUUCUUCUGUAGCCACCAAAUUAGACUUGAAAAAAAAAAAUCCCAAAGUCCCCCAAUCAAAGGCAAUAAAAGAUUUCUCGAGGGAUUGGUGGGAUUUCAGAAAAUUCAAGGAGAAAUUCCACAAAACUACACGUAAGGAAGCAAUAUUUAGACGAAAACAGUUAAUAGGACUAAGAGAAUAAGAUUAAAAACAGUAGGAGGAGGGGAAGAGUUGAUAAAUGCAUGUGCAGGUGGGGGCCAAGAGGCCUAGCGGUUGGUAGUCUAACUGGAACAUUUGCAUGUGCUGGCUUUGAUCCUUGUAAAUGACCUGAAAAUAUGAAAAUCUAUUCUCGUUGCCUUGGCUUUCCCUCUUCAACGUGAGAAUUGCUUGCUUGUCUCUUCUUCCUAUUCAAGUCCACAUCCCACCGCCCCUAGACUUUUUCCUUUAUUUCCUAUAUAAACCCUUUCUCCCAUCCCAAUGUCACAAGCAUCAAGCACUAAAUACACCACCAGCCUUUUCAUUACACUCUCUCUUUUUCCCUCUCUUCCGCUCUCCUUCACCACUCACUUCAACUAUUAUUCCCAAUGGCAAUAGCAGCAUUGUCCGCGACUUCUCUGCUGCUUUUUGUCUUCAAUUUUUGCCUGCCCGGCACCUAUGGUGAUUAUGGGGGAGGAUGGCAAGGAGGCCAUGCUACAUUCUAUGGUGGUGGUGACGCAUCUGGCACAAUGGGAGGUGCUUGUGGAUAUGGCAACUUAUAUAGCCAAGGCUAUGGGACUAACACUGCAGCACUUAGCACUGCCUUGUUCAACAAUGGUUUGAGCUGCGGUUCUUGCUAUGAAAUGAGGUGUGACAAUGACCCCAAAUGGUGCCUGCCCGGAUCCAUUGUUGUCACUGCAACCAACUUCUGCCCCCCUAACUCCGCUUUGUCCAAUGACAAUGGUGGCUGGUGCAACCCUCCUCUCCAGCACUUUGAUUUAGCUGAGCCAGCUUUCUUGCAAAUUGCUCAAUACCGUGCUGGAAUUGUCCCCAUUUCAUUCAGAAGAGUCCCCUGUAUGAAGAAAGGUGGAAUAAGGUUUACAAUAAAUGGUCACUCUUACUUCAACUUGGUCUUGAUCACAAAUGUUGGAGGUGCUGGAGAUGUCCAUUCAGUGUCAAUCAAGGGUUCUAAAACAGGAUGGCAAGCAAUGUCUAGGAAUUGGGGACAAAACUGGCAGAGCAACUCCUACCUCAACGGCCAAAGCCUGUCCUUCCAAGUCACCACAAGCGAUGGCAGGACUGUGACAAGCUACAACGUGGCACCAGAAAAAUGGCAGUUCGGACAAACAUUUGAGGGUGGUCAGUUUUAGAGUUUCAGGACAAGGGGUCCUGAAAUGGAAGUUUGUGUAUGUAAUAACCAUUGUUUGAGACGAGGGGAAGGUAUAAGAGGGAGAGUUAGAGUAGGAGAGGCACAGCCCUAAUGUGGCUGUCUAUUGCUGUGGUGGUUUACUGGCACCCGCUCGGCCUUCUAUAUAUUUUUUACUUAAUUGAUUAAUGGCUGUGAGUUAUAGUUUAAAGUAAACAGGGAUAUUCCAUUGUAUUGGCUUUUAUUUAAUUCACAGCCAUGAAUGAAUAUCAAAUUGAAGAUUUCUUCACUUAAUUCCAAAGUCGACUUUUAUUUUAUAUUAGUUUAUAUGAAUGAAUUUGAUUGUAGAUCUCAAAUUAGCAAUUUCUUUUACAACAUUUCUCAAUACAAAU